Messenger RNA from Thelazia callipaeda (thelaziosis nematode), 2031 nucleotides. NCBI's taxonomy places the organism in Eukaryota, Metazoa, Nematoda, Chromadorea, Rhabditida, Thelaziidae. The record is from the annotation of a GenBank genome assembly.
AAUUUUGCUGAGAUAUUUGUGAAAAACUUUCAGAAUCAGUUUAAUGGGGAUGCGAAGUUCAUGCAAGAAAUAGAGCAAGAAACAGCAAAAAUCUCAAGUUCAUCAUUUUUUGAUACAGUUUGGGCGAACAAAGCUUAUUUAAUGUUGAAGAGAAACGUUUUGCCCGAAAAUGAAGAACGCUUCAAAGCUUUAGUACUGUUAUUAAAUGGACGAAUCAAACAAACUUUAAGGCUUAAUCUUGAUGACAAUACUCUGAAUCCCAUCAGAAUAUUUAAUCAUAUUCUUGAGCUGGAUGCUACGAUCAGUACAGGAAUGAGUUUGCCUUCGACUCCAUUGUUAAACUAUUUUCAAACGUAUGCUAAGGGUAUAUUGUUUCGCAGCAUGGGAGAUACAUUUCUUCUUCUUAACAAUGAAGAACAUGGAAAUAGGAGAUAUGAGGAACUGGCGUAUGCCUGUUAUUCGUUAGCGUUUGAUAUUUUUUACAAAACAUCACCAAAACCAUCUUUACUGGCUGCCAUAUUUGAACUCGAGAUUCUUACGUUGCAUACACUUCUUCAGCACUUCAGUAUCGGGGAACUUUUGUAUAGUUCUUGCCGUGGUCCAUCAAAUUCACGUUUCAAAUCUUUUAUGAUUUCAAUAAAAUCGGUACCAAGCAGUCACAAAAUGUAUGUAAUCGGACACAAACAACUUUGCAAAUUGAACAUUUUAAUAAAUGAACAUGAUUUCUUGAUCAACCUUUUGUGGCUAAUAGCAUAUAAUGAAGAUAUUCGUGGAAGUGCUUUGUUCUUUAAUGAACUUUUUAAUAACAUAUCUAUUGGAGAAUUUGAGGACGAUUUACAGUCAUUCACAGCAUCGUCAUUUAGCAGAAUUGAUGCUCAAAUACUGCUCAUAAGUGCAGCGAAAUGGUCAAAAUUAAAUUUGUUUAGCAGACGAAACCUUGCUACUCCUAAGUUGAAAAUCUUACCUCCAGCAUUAUUUCCUGAACCUAGUUAUAUGUUCAUUAAUUUUUGGAAUUCCCUCGUAUCACUUAUACGAAGUAAAACAUGUUCUCCGAAACAGUGUUCUGAAAACGGGUUAAUAUUGUCGGCAUUGGAAGCGUCUAGAUUACGUGGAGACAUUCCUGAUUUGAGAAUCUUAAAUUUUACUCGAAAGUGGCUCAUUAUGAACGGGAAUGCAUUAGGUGAUGUGAAAGGAAGUUGGGCGAAGCUCUAUUCUCAAGUAUUUAUGGAUCUCGUUAAUGGGGCACAUUAUGCAAACCAAAGUAUCCCAGCAGAAUCAUUUUUUCCGCCACUAAAUGAUUUUGAUUAUGAUAUGCUUGACGACACCAAAACAUGGCUUGCUCCUGAGGAUUCAUGCAAUCAGUUAGAAACUAAUCUUGUUAACCACGUUCCAUCAAAUAUCGAAAAAGAAUCCUCAAGCGAUGCUCUAUGUAAUCGAAAAACUUUUCUCCAGCGCAUAAGUAUAUCAUCGAGGCUAGUAUGCAGAGAUUGUCGUCACUCAGUAAUUAGCUCUCGUGCAUCCAGAAGUAAAAAUAUUAAAGCGUUGAAAAUGCUCAAUGAGAAUCAUAGUAUAAGAUGCAAAAAUGAUAACAAAAUAGAAGUUGGAACAAUCAGUUUGUUGACUGCUGUUGAAAACAGUGGUACGAAUAUAAAUUCGUGUUCAGCAAUUAUUCAGCUGCAGGAGAAACAUGCAAAAGAUGUAAGCAGACUUGUGCAAACAAUGAAUUCAUUGCAAGAAAAAUUGAUUCAUCAUACGGAAGAAUUAUCUGUGUACACCUCGGAAGCAUAUAAGAAAGGUUAUGCAGAUGGUUAUUAUUCAGCUUUAUCUAUGAGAGGUAUCUUCGGCAAUCCUUUAAAAUGCAGCGAUCAGCACGGAGUUCAUCCUUUCAAGUAUGCAGCAACCUUCGAAACUGAUAUUGGGGAUCAAAUAAAAGAUUUGUCACCUGGUCGAAAUCCACACAAUGCUAAGGAAUGUAUUGGUUGUGCUUCUGAAGAAGGUUUAAAUCAUUUCCAUCUUGAAUCUUUCAUUUAG